Molecule: messenger RNA, 8649 nt
Organism: Portunus trituberculatus (swimming crab)
Lineage: Eukaryota; Metazoa; Arthropoda; Malacostraca; Decapoda; Portunidae
Gene: GTPBP1
Product: GTP-binding protein 1-like
Exons: 14
Coding region: 661-2664 (667 amino acids)
Biological process (GO): translational elongation
Molecular function (GO): translation elongation factor activity; GTP binding; GTPase activity
Source: RefSeq, a predicted model, not a curated record
GUGUGUGUGUGUCAACGAGAGCAACACAUAACAACAGAUCUGCAGCGGCACAUAUUUCCUGUAUUUCCACCUCCCUCUCGGAGUGCCACAUUCGUCUCUGAGGCCUUGUGGCACAAUACGCAGUUGCCGAUACUUCUUGUGCAGGGAAAUAUAAAACCUAAGUUAGAUCACCGCCAGAGAGAAGAAAAUAUUGGCACGGAUCAGCUGCCAGGCGGAGACAUCAGGAGGGGGAAGGGCCAGUGGCGCACCAUUGCCUCGUACUGGACGCUUAUUUUGACACUUGUUACCACCUGUCACUCCCUUGCACCAUAUUGUUCCAUCUUGCAUCACCCUAGAUAGGAUUACCUGGUCCCGCCGCCGCCAAGAGAGGAGUGUGAUGCCUGUCCUGGACCUGCCGCUAAGGUCAAGCAGUUUGGUGUAUCCCUGGAGCCUUAUGUCAGUGUGCCACCUAGGGUGUGAAAGAACAAUAUUACCACCUAUACCAUUAUUAGCUUGUAUAUGAACUAGCUUACUCAAUCAAGUGAAAUCAAUUUUACACACAUCCUCCCACAUAGUGGUACACACACAGUGACCGAUUAUUGCAUAGUACAAAGUAAAGUUAAUAAGCUGUAAAUAAAAGAAUUGCUUUCGUGUGUAAGAGAACAAAUCUAUUACAUCAAAAUGGCAGAGCAAAUCAGUCAAGAAGUCUCAGUACCAUUGUCUCCAGAAAAGACACAAUCCAGCCCACAGCAUCUCCCAUGCAGUCCAUUACCAGAGCCUUCACAGGGUAACCUUGUCAUUCUCAAGAACAUGUUAGUGAGUCCUAGUGAUGAUGUUUUUGAUCAGCUGCGGUUACACCUCCAGGAGAAGAUAUGUGAUGGCAAUGGGGAGAUGUUAUUUGAUGUUGGUGUUGGAGCAGAUGACUCAGUGUAUGGCCUUCCUGAGGAUGAAUAUGCAGCAUCUGUGGCAACUCUUAGGUCUUUGGCAGACACCCUGGAAGCAGAUUGUGUAUUACUGAGAGAGAAAAAAUCAAAGGCUGGGACACAGGGGCAGUUUUUGGUGCGUCGGAAAGCAGAUUCUAAUGAUUUUAUGGAAGUUAGGGUAGCUGUGGUGGGCAAUGUAGAUGCAGGCAAGUCCACGCUCUUGGGUGUUCUCACUCAUGGAGAGCUUGACAAUGGCCGUGGCACUGCCCGCAUGAAGCUCUUCAGACACAAGCAUGAGAUGGAGACUGGCCGAACUUCCUCAGUUGGGAAUGAUAUCCUAGGAUUUGAUAGUCAAGGCAAAGUAGUAAACAAACCUGACCAUGGACAUCUGGACUGGGUGAAGAUCUGUGAGGCAUCCAGCAAGGUCAUCACAUUCAUUGAUCUGGCAGGCCACGAACGUUACCUCAAGACUACAGUGUUUGGCAUGACAGGACACCUCCCAGACUUUACUAUGCUCAUGGUGGGUGCCAAUGCCGGUGUGGUAGGCAUGACCAAGGAGCACCUGGGAUUAGCACUGGCCCUCAAUGUACCUGUGUUUGUCAUUGUCACCAAGAUAGAUAUGUGCCCUCCUAAUGUGCUCCAGGACACACUGAAGCUCCUGCACAAAAUUCUCAAGAGUGCUGGGUGCAGGAAGGUGCCUCUGCUGGUUCGAAAUCCAGAGGAUGUAGUUGUUUCUGCUACUAACUUUGUAUCUGAGAGGUUAUGCCCAAUUUUUCAAGUUUCCAAUGUGUCAGGAGAGAAUCUGGACCUGCUGACGAUGUUUCUGAAUUUGCUGUCAUCAAGGACACCACAGAAUGACAAUGACCCAGCACAGUUUCAGAUUGAUGACACAUACCAAGUUCCUGGUGUUGGAGUGGUGGUGUCUGGCACCUGCUUGAAAGGAGUCAUCCGAGUUAAUGACACGUUGCUCCUUGGUCCUAAUGGGCUUGGUGACUUCAUCCCAAUGCCCAUCAAGUCCAUCCACCGUAAGCGUAUGCCAGUGCGGGAGGUGCGUGGUGGACAGACAGCCUCCUUUGCCCUCAAGAAGAUAAAGGUGCAUGAUGUACGCAAAGGACAGGUGUUGGUGGACCCUUCACUGAAUCCAACAUCCUGUUGGGAGUUUAAGGGGGAGAUCCUGGUACUGCAUCACCCAACAACCAUCAGCACCAAGUAUCAGGCCAUGGUGCAUGUAGGUUCUGUGCGUCAGACUGCCUCCAUCAUUGCCAUGGACAAGGAGUGUCUCAGGACGGGAGACAAAGCCAUUGUCCACUUCAGGUUCAUCAAGCACCCAGAGUAUCUCAAGAGUGGUCUCAAAAUGGUGUUCCGAGAGGGUCGCACCAAAGCUGUAGGGCGAGUAUUGGAGGUGAUCCCCAAGGUGGCAUCCCUCCAGCACCAGAAGAAUCACAAAAUCAUGAAGAUGGUCAAGCAGAAUGUUGGUGGGGAUGUUGGCUGCCAGGCUGGAGGUGGAGAUGGGAGUGGCCAGCACAGCAGUCAGGGAGGAGGAUCCUUCAGUGGCACCAAGAAGCAGCGCAGUCGACGAGGAGGCAAGCACAGAUCCCGCGGGAACAAUGCAGCAUCUAACAACAACCCAGAUACAUCAAGCCCCCAUAAAAAAGGAGGAACAAAUUCCUCUGUGCCUGCUGGCCCAGAUCCCCAAUCAGUCCAUAAUCGGCCUGAAAACCUCUCAGCUCAGCCAGUGGUUGCAGCCGAAGUAUCAGUGUAGAGAUUCCUCAACGGUCAAACACAGCAAGCCCUUCUAUGAUUGUUUUUUCUUGUCAUUGUUUUAUUUACAAUAUACUAAUAUGUCCAAAGUUCAUAUCUCACUUUUCAGGUUAAAGAUACAUAAUUUUCCCCAGGCAUAGACAAUAUAAAAAAGAGCACAUGGGCAAAGCUGUUUAUUGCUGUAUAUGCCACAUUUGAGGCUGGAAGAGGUUGAGAUGAAAUAUGCAAUGUAUCAUCCAAAUCUUUUCAUGAUUGUUCAUCCCAUGAACAAUAUUGCUUUUUUCAACAUAUUGUUGAUUUUUAUACAUGUAAAAAUACUAGAUAGCUAGCUAUUGGUUUGGGUAUCUUUUACAACAUUUUCAUCCUAAGGUUAAGAUUAUCGGCAGUCUUAAAAACAUGCAUUAGUAAUAAAGUAAUGACUAACAUUAUUUUGAUUGAUGACAAACUACUUUGAAUAACCAAGUAAAAACUGUUGUUCUUGUACUGUGAUAUUCUUAUUUUGCAUUCUUCAUAUGCACUUAUCUGAAUUUACUCUUUUCAGAACAUUAUUAGAUAUCCAUAUAGCAGCAUCAAUGUCUAUGGAUGUUUUGGCAUUUUAGAAAGUAAGUGGUCAGUUUGUUAAUGUUUAAUAUACAUUGUAUAUUGUCUUUAGUUUUAUGUAGAGGAAAGUUUGAUUUCCAUUUCAUAACCAUAGAGUUCUUUUCAGAUACACAUUUUAUAAUCAUUUAUUGUAUUUUACUAAAUAUCAACCUCAUAUAGAUCAUGUUUAAAACUUAAAAAUUUUAUCCUGAAGAUUUUGGAAUAUGUUGGCCAUAAGUUGGCACCUGAAAGGAAAGCUUGAAUUAUUUAAUCUCUUAUUUCUAGCUAGUUGUUAAUUGUGUAGCACUUCAUCUAGAUAAGUUUUAUUGAUGACUGAGAUUAUUUAAUUACUAAUAAUUUGAUAAUUCUUGGGUGAAAUCCAGAUUGAUUUAAAUUGAUAGACAACCACCAGCAAACUGACCUACUCUCCAGUCUUUUCAACAGAUAGACGUGCCCUGCCAUUGAUGCAUGAUUUAUAUUACAAUGUUGUAUAUAGUUAACAUAAAUGUUGGUGUAAAACACCUCACCUUAUUUUGAAAAUAUUACCCAUCUUAAACUCACACUUUGAGUUUUUAUAAUGUAAUUCAAAUCACUUAAAGUGAUUAACCAAAUUAAUUGUGCUAAUUAGUAUCACCAAUUUUAAGAAUUAUUGGUUUGUUACUGAAUUUCUUAGCACUAAGUGUUUUUUUCUUUUAUAAAGUAUCAAUUUUAUGGUUGAUAAUUACUAGAGCAUGUUUACAAAUGUUCAGAGUUUACUUUUCUACCAAGUCUGUGGGUAGUUACUCACUAUCACCUUGUCACCUUGAACUUGGCCACCAAUGAAAGCAAUAUUUUAUAUUCAUGGAUAGCUGUUUGACUUAUUUGACAAAACAACUACACCAAAUUCAUGCCACUGAAACACUUGUAUUUGUUCAGGAGCUGAUUUAUUAGCUGUUUACACAUUAUGUCAGAGUGAACAGUUUAGCACUUACGUUCUGGUAUGCAUCAGUUGUAAUUUUCAUUCAUCUCUAUGAAAUUCGUAGACAUAAACCAAAAUGUAGUAAAUUCUGUAACUUUUUGUUUUUUAUGUAGGAGGGGAACUGACCAAUGGCAAUAAAAAAAACGUAACUAAAAAAAGAAAAAGGCUCACCUCUAGAACAGGGUCAAAAGUGUUAUCCAAAACUCGAGGAUAAAUGGCUUUACCUCCCUCUUUAAUGAGUUUAAGUCAUAGAUUGAUGGAAAUACUGAGGCAGGAAGGGAGUUUUUACCAAAGGAAGGGGUGAAUGACUGAAAAUACUAGUUAACUCUUGCAUUAGACAGAAUAGGGGUGAGAGAAAAAAAAAUAAAGUCUUGUGCAGCAAGUCCAUGGGAGGAGGGAAGGCAUGCAGUUAGCAAAACCAGAACAGUUGCUAUGAAAAGUGUUGGAAGAUAGCAAGAGAUGCAACAUUGCAUCCAUGAGAAAGAGGCUGAAGACAGUCAGUUGGAAGAGAGGAGCUGAUAAGACAAAGCUUUUGAUUUCACCUUGUCUGGAGGAAGAGUAUGAGUAGAACCUUACAAUUGAAGCAUACUUCAUACAUGAAUGGAUAAGACCCUUGUACAGAGUAACAGUUUUGGGGAGAAGGAAAACAUGGCGAUUACCUGGAACAUGUAACUUCAUAGAGACAGUUUUAGCUAGAGAUGAGAUGUGAUGAUUUGAGGCAUUGAACAAUGCAAAGUUUGCUUUGUCCCAAUUAGAAAUUAUUAAGAGAUUAGAAGUCAGGCAUUUUGUGGCUUCUUUGCUCGAUCUGUUACUUUAUAAAGGUUAGGUCCUCUAUGAAUUUAUACGGAAAAGUGUGGUGGUAUCAGCAUAGAAGUGAAUAGGACAAAAACUUUGGUUUAGAAAAUCAUUGAUGAAUAAUAGGAAGAGAGUGGGUGACAGGGCAAAAUCCUGAAACACCACUGUUAAAAGAUUUAGGAGAAUAACAGUGACUGGGUACCACGGAAGCAAUAAAACUGUCAGAAAGGACACUUGAUAUGAAGCUGCAGUUAAGGCAACAGCAAAAGUUUCACCAAAAACUAUAAAAGAGAAUGACCAAGACUCUUAAGGAAAGCCAGAUCACUGUUAAAGUGGCCUUGAUGGAAGUCAUACUGGUGAUCAGAUAGAAGAUUGUGGAGUGGCUGAUGUUUAAGAACCUUCCUAGUGAGGAUGAAUUCAAAGACUAUAUAUGCAGGGAUUUAAAGCAAUUGGAUGGUAGUUUGAGGAAUUAGAAUGGUCACCAUUUUUAAGACAGGCUGAAUGUUGGUAAACUUCCAGCAAGAAUGAAAGGACCCUGAUAUAAAAAGUUGAAAGAGUUUGACUAGGCAGGAUGCAAGCUUGGAGGCACGGUUUCUGAAAACAAAAGGAGGUACCCCAUCAGGUUCUUCAGUUUUCUGAGUGUUUACACCAGCAAGUGCAUAGAAAACAUCAUUCUGAAGAAUUUAAAUAGAUAGCAUGAAGUAGUCAGAAAUGGGGGAGGAGAGGGAGAAACAAGCCCUGAGUCAUCCAAGGUAGAGAGCAAUUUUAGCAAAAGUUUCAGAGAGGAGUUCAGCUUUAAAAAUAGAUGAGAUGCCUGUGGUUCUAUCAGGAUAAAAUAAAGGAGAGAAAGAUGAAAAAGCAAAGUUAUUGGAGAUGAUUUUGGUUAGGUGCCAUAAUUCUCAAAGGGAGUUGGAUCUCAAAAAUUUUUUACAUGUGUAAUUGGUGCUUCUAGAAUCCUCUUGUAAGAAUAUCACAUGAAUAUUAUAUAUAGACAAAAAAAAGGAAAGGAGUUCAUAUCCUGAAGCGGAGUUGCACAUGGGAAGGUAGUGUGGAAGAGACAAACAGAUCAUUACAGCAUAGAUAGAUAUAUGAGUAAUAUGAGGUUAUUCUUGAGAAUAUUUUGCUGGAUGUGGAUUUAUUCAUGAGUUAUGAAGAGUAAAAAGUUACUCUAAUUGCAGUUAGCCUCAUUAACACCAUUGAUUUUACAUGAGUGGCGUUGUAUUUAUUUUGUGGUGUAGCAUUUUGUAUCGGCAUGACUAUUGUGCAUGAAAUCAUAGGCUUGGGUGGUCUUAGUUUUAGUAGAAUACAUGGUAGGGGUUGUUGCUUUGCUUUGGCCAUGUUGAGUAGUAGGAAGUAAUUGGUCCACUAGUAUGACAUGCUCAGGCCCGUUUUAUGGUUCAUAAGGGCCUAGUGUAUAUCCUGGUUUAUGAGUAGUUUACAGAAGGCUCACAGAAAUGCAGCAUCACAUCUCAUGAUGAAGGAAAGCCUUGGUUAAUCUUAGCUAUCAUAAGAAAUAGUACUACUUGUGAGUCACGACGAUUGCUCUGUGAUUACCAUAAGAUUAAAACACAUUAGCACUAUCCAGCAUCAUUAGCUGCACAGGUACUACACACCAACUGACAUGUUUAUGGAUUAGUAAAUAAAAACAAGAGUGUCUGCACAGCCACCUGGUGUACUUUAGCAGUAUUUAGGGUCACUCUUGCUGUUGUGUGGUCCUACCCAAGAAUGAGAAACUUGGGAGUGUCUGAUUUUGUUGGCAAAAUAUAACAUUUGGAGACAAAUAAUUGACAGUGUACUUAAAUUAAGACUGAUCAUAGAUGAUAUUUCUGAGCUGAUAGUUUCUUCAUCUUUGUAUAAUUAUUGUCAUUAAUAAGAGUAAUUAUUAUGCACUAUUAUUGAAAAAAAAAAAAAAAUACUUUUAAGUGUUUCCCUCCCUUUCCCCUUUCUUCCACAACAUUUUUCACAGUAGCAAGUGCCCCCUUUUCACAAGACCACAUGUACAAGAGAACAGGACUGAUAGAUAGCCUUUGUCAUUUGCUGAAUAAUGAGACCACAAUAUUUUAAACUUAGUCCAUUUCUUUUAUGUGCUUGGUGAACUGAGGCUUUAGCAUGAAUAUAGACAAUCAUGAGUUUUUCCCACCUUGCUGAACAUUCAAACAUGAUCUUUCUUUAGAAAGAAUGAAGAAAACUAAAUAAACUCAGAAGAUCCUUCUCACAGUAAGGUGGGUUCACACGUCAAUAUGCAACUGAAAUUGCAAGUUGGUAAUAUUUCCAACUGAAUAUUGAUGUCCAGCGACUGGAAAAACCACUCGCACAACAAGACCGACCAACAUGUUGGUCUUGUUCAGUCAAUUUGUGACACACUUCAUAAUGUCACAAAUAUUUCAAGAUGUGUCCAGAUAUAGAGAUGAUGUUGGAGUUAGUGAAGGAAAAAGAGCACAUCUGGGACCCCAAAAAAUGAAUUAUACAGCAAAAAAAACUUAUGCAACUGAUGUUCAAUGAGAUCACUGCCAUUCUUGAAGUACUGUGUCCCUCUAUGCAGGGUGUUGUUGAAGGUGAGGAUUGAAUACUUUUGAUCGCAAUUGUCAUCAUCACCAGAGGAAGACAUCUUGUUGAGUAGUUGUUUGUUUACACUCACUUCCCACCAACCAGCCGGUACUUUCCAGUCGCUAUGUGUAAACAUGUUCCAACUAGAAGGGCUCAAUCGAUACUUCUAGUGACUUGCAAUUUCUGUCGCAUACUGACGUGUGAACCUGCCUUCAGAAUAUAGUAAAUUUGGUCCAUUGUUGUUUUUAGUAUUUUCAUGUGAGUUAAAUUGACAGUCAUCCCCUUUUUGUAGUUGGAUUGUGAUACAGAAUGAAGAUACUAUUGUAAUGAUAAUCUGCAAAUUCAGAUCUAUCACUUUAAAAAGAAAUAGAAUCCAUAAUCUGAUUUGAUACUUAAGCACAGGGGUAGGCAACCUUUGGUACACAUACCAAACAUGAUAUGCCCAAUGACUUGUUUCUGGCACAUGAAAUCAUAAAUUUUUUUUUUUGUUCUCCAAAGUAUAAUGGAGGGCAUGUAUUAAUUUACUCAAUUAUUUAACCAUUAAAAAAAACUGUAUACAAAUGUGAGGUGUAAAUAUAAGUACUGAACAGUUUAAGUUAUCCAAAUGUGAGACAUUGAAUUUGACUACUUUUAGGUUUCUUUAGUAAGGAUUUAUGGUGAUAGUUGUUUUGAUACCUUUGCAACUCUGGUUAGUGACCUCUGUCACCAGAAAACAUAAUUUCUAAAACCUUUGUGAUAUUCCAUUGUUGCAGGACUGCACAAAAAUAUUUUGUCUCUGUUUCAUGUCUGCAGUCAGCUUGUAAAUGUCCUGAUGAUUUUCCCCAAUACCCUCUCUGCCAUGUUCUUGCUUUUUCAUUGCAAGGGUGUAUCUGGUAGAGGAAAAGAGCUUCAUUUGGUUGAAAAUUAGUAAAGUUUUUUUGAGAUUGGUGAUUUUGGGAUUUGAAAAAUUUUAGUGUUCAUAGCAGAAGAAGCAAUAAAAGGAUUGUUUGUUAAAUUGGAUUUGGAUUACAGGCAUUUUGAUGAAAGGAGCACUGGAUUUGAUAUUGUUCAAAGAAAUUUUUCAAUGAUCUAUGUAUUAGCAAAGAAAAAAAGAUUCUUUGAACAGUG